Morone saxatilis (striped sea-bass) is the source of this 1379-nucleotide messenger RNA. RefSeq lists its product as uncharacterized. Bases 162 to 716 code for a protein of 184 amino acids. The record is from RefSeq and is a predicted model, not a curated record. The transcript has 2 exons. NCBI's taxonomy places the organism in Eukaryota, Metazoa, Chordata, Actinopteri, Moronidae.
CGCAUCGCAGUAAUCUUACUGCUCUCUGUUUCGCGUCUGCACCUGAACGCAUCACUGCUCAGCAUCAGGUAGCAAAAAGCAGCUAAAGCCACAAAAACCACGUGUUUAUUUUGACUUUUGACUCUUUUAUUGUAAAGUUUCCGCGCACACAGCUCACAUUAAUGGCGAAGAGACGCGCAGAGGACACCCUGCUGCACGACUCUCCCUCCAAAAGAUGCCACCGCUCGGUCUGCAGUGUUGACAUGCAGCUGGGGAGCCUGGCUCCGACCGGGGGUGUGAGCCCGCCGUCCCUGCUCGCUCUGCUGGGCAGCCGCUCCAGGAAGAGGCCGCACUACUUCGAGGAACCGGAGGAGGAAGGAGCAGCUCCGUUCCGCAGGGCCACAAACUGCGACACUAGGAAGCAUGCAGCGAGUGUUUUGACGGUGCAGACUUCUUCUGGAAGUUUCCAGGAGCGUCGCAGCUCGAGCGCGGCCACGAGCUCCAAGAAACGGACUCGAGAGGACGGCACGAGCUCGGAGACUGCUGGUCCUAAAGUUAAUGAUAAAGCUGAAGAAGACACCAACGCUGAAGACGACUCUUACAACUCCUUCCAGUACUGGAGGACUCCCUUACCUGAACUCGACCUUUCCCUGCUCGAAGAUCCCAGCGACAGUUCCCAAACCAAAGACAAAGCAAAAGUCAAAGACCCUUCUUCUUCCGACGCCAUGGAGACCUGAAGGUGGAAGGCGCUUUCACUCCGUCCUACGUGAUGCUGUUUAGCAGAUAGAUGGGUCAAGAGCACCUUUGAGGUUGCAUCCAGGUUGAGAUGGAAUAACCUGAUUGUGUGGAAGCAAAGUUAGCUCCGUCAGAGUGACACAGGCUGUAGUAGUGAGCCUCAUGUUGGUGCAAGAUCUCAACGACUCGUGUAACGUAAGGAAGAGAUCUUCAAUCCUGUUCUUACAGAGGGGGACCGAAGUGUUAUUGUAACGCUCUCUGAAGGGUUGCCCAUCCAUCCUCAAACUGUACAUAGUUUACUUGUAAAGUUGUGUGAUCGGGCAACCUGGUGUACAACUUUUUGUUCGGUGCAGAGUCCCUACGUUGCAAACCUAGUAUUUUAUACAAUCAUUUAUAUCCUGUUGUUAAAGAAAUUGGGUCUGUACAUAGCAGUGCAUUAUAAACACACUGUUCUUCAGACUGUUGUUUGGUGUAACUUUUGUUGUUUGUAGAGUGUUCUGUAAUAACUUUUAUUGCAUGUUAUUGUUGCACAGCUGGUUGUCAUGACUCCUGUGUGAUUUUUAUUUUGGUUUACUUAAAAAUAUUGACUUUUUUUUAUCAAUGUCAGGGGUGGUGCCAUGGGAUGAACAGAAAAAGGGAAUAAACCAGAAGUUUAGAUGUUUAAA